CGUGUCUCCUCUGAGCAGCAGGAGGGGGGGAUGUACUGACAGACGGACCGUCCUCUCCUCUUCAUCGCCGGCUCUGCUGCUUUUGUUCCCGGGCUUUGGUUCGCUGCAGCAGCGCUGACUUUGUGGAUUAUUGUUCCUGCUCGCCGUUCCGGAGACACGCAGACAUGGAGGAGUCCAGCUCUCAGAAGUUGGCGUGGGAUGGGGACGCCAAAGCGGUGCAGCAGUGUCUGACGGACAUCUUCACCAGCGUCUACACCACGUGUGACAUCCCGGAGAACGCCAUCUUUGGCCCCUGCGUGCUGAGCCACACGUCGCUGUAUGACAGCAUCGCCUUCAUCGCCCUGAAGUCCACCGACAAACGGACCGCUCCGUACAUCUUCAGGGUGGACACGUCGGCGGCCAACAGCACCUCCGAGGGUCUGAUGUGGCUGCGGCUGGUGCAGUCGGCGCGCGACAAAGAGGAGCAGAACCUGGAGGCCUACGUGAAGAACGGACAGCUCUUCUACCGCUCGCUGCGGCGCAUCGAGAAGGACGAGGAGCUGCUGGUGUGGUACGGGAAGGACCUGAUCGACCUGCUGCUGCUCAGCGCCAGCCGAGCGCCCGCCAAGAGCAAAGGAUCGUCCCACCACUCCUGUCCUGACUGCAGCCAACGGUUCCAGUUCGAGUUCCCGUUCCUGGCCCACCUGCGCUUCCGUUGCACCAAAAGACUUCAGAGCAUCACGGGUGGCGAGGAGGACCAGAGCAAAGAGAGCAGCCCCGAGCGGCCGACCACCACCCCGACCAGAGGCAGUCCCAAGCUGGGCCGCUCGGAGGGCUUUGGCAGCCCGCAGGACGCCAACAAACCCUCCACAGACUUUCACAACCUGGCCCGGGAUCUGGAGAACAACCGGACCAGCCCGCCCAGCGACAAGGAGGCGGAGAUCUGCAGCGAGAGCUCAGGGAAGAGGAAGUUCUCCGAGAUGGAGGAGCGGGAGUGCCGAGGGCCGAGCCUUCCCCCGUCCAAAUCUAAAGAUGAGCUCGCCACGUCGGCGCAGAACUACCGAGGAGCGUACGGUCUGGAGGAGAACCACCGCUCUUUUUCACCGCCCUGCUCCGCCCAGCUCGGCGAGGGCAAACGCAGCGCUUUCACCGAGGUCAAGAAGUCACCACAGAACCUCAAACAUCACGGAGGCAGCAAGAACUUGCAGAGCCCCAACUCUGAAAACAAAGAUGGCGGCCGUCCCAGCAGCAACCCGUCAGAGAAGCACCUGAACAUCAGGCAAGUGCUGUCAGAGACCCAGCCCCCCCAGACCCCGCCCAUGGGCAGCGCCUUCACCUCGGUCAGCCAGCAGGGCAGCGGCAGCGGCGGCGAGAGGAAAAGCGCCUUCAGCCAGCCGUCUCGCUCGUCCUUCUCUCAGAUUUCGCCGCUGGUGAUGCCGCCCAAGCUGCUGGACUGCCACCCGGCCGUGGGCGACACCAUCUCCUCCAGCAGACUGUACCAGGCCGACCACCUCGCCGCCAAGCUGCAGGGCGCGGAGCUGGGCGCCAACUGCCCCGUGCCGGGCGGCGUGGCCAAGCAGAACCCGUUCGUCUACGCCACCGCCUUCUGGCCCAAGAACUCGGGGCCUAUCCAGCUCCAGAUGCCGUCGGCGCUCACCCUCCUCCCCCCUUCCUUCACCUCGCUCUGCCUGCCGGCGCAGAACUGGUGCGCCAAGUGCAACGCCUCCUUCCGCAUGACCUCGGACUUGGUUUACCACAUGCGCUCCCACCACAAAAAGGAGUACUCCAUGGAGCCGCUGGUCAAACGGCGGCGCGAGGAGAAACUCAAGUGCCCCAUUUGUAACGAGUCGUUCCGGGAGAGGCAUCACCUUUCACGUCACAUGACCUCCCACAACUGACUGUCACAGGCUCAGUCAGUUGGCCGGGAGGGAGGGACUAUUUUUUAACGCGGAGGGAUACGAGGCGCCUGGAUUAAGACACUUAAACACUUCAAAAUCCUCUUUGCACUUGUUUUCACUUUGGACUGACUCUUUGCUUUCUCUCGUCCCUGUACAGACGUGGUGUUGGAGUGAUGAUUUUGACUUUAAAUUAUUAUAUUUAUGAAACACUUGAACCGUUUGAGAAAAGGGAAGAUUUAAAUAUGUGUAAAUGUACAGUAAGUCGUAUUUUAUAUCCUAUAAAUCCAAAUAUAGAGGAGGAAUCAAAUGUAGUCUCACGUCAUGUUUACAGCAGCAGGUUUUCAUGUGGACGACUAAUAAACGGGGAUUUUAUGUCAGAUAUAUUUCAGAGUGCAUGAAUAUGAAAUAAUAUUGAUUUAAGAUGCAGUCUAUACGUUACUACGCUGUAAAUACUCCGUUUGAUUUCAAAUACAAAGUGUCAUAUUUUGUGUCAG
Cheilinus undulatus (humphead wrasse) is the source of this 2371-nucleotide messenger RNA. RefSeq names its product PR domain containing 8b (gene prdm8b). Lineage: Eukaryota; Metazoa; Chordata; Actinopteri; Labriformes; Labridae. Gene Ontology annotation, biological process: regulation of DNA-templated transcription. The transcript has 4 exons. Bases 165 to 1877 code for a protein of 570 amino acids. Gene Ontology annotation, cellular component: nucleus. The record is from RefSeq and is a predicted model, not a curated record. Gene Ontology annotation, molecular function: protein binding.